Messenger RNA from Glycine soja, 1177 nucleotides. RefSeq names its product ethylene-responsive transcription factor ESR2-like. The record is from RefSeq and is a predicted model, not a curated record. Gene Ontology annotation, molecular function: DNA-binding transcription factor activity; DNA binding. The transcript has a single exon. NCBI's taxonomy places the organism in Eukaryota, Viridiplantae, Streptophyta, Magnoliopsida, Fabales, Fabaceae. Bases 52 to 1116 code for a protein of 354 amino acids. Gene Ontology annotation, biological process: regulation of DNA-templated transcription.
UUGAGAAGUAGUAGUAAGAGCUUACCCUUCGCUUCUCAUAUUCUCUCUUCAAUGGAAGAAGCACUCCGUCGUCUCAACGGAAUGGGCCCCACUCAAGACCCCGACACAACCCUCUCCGACCACCACCCCAAGAAAAGCGCCACCACCAAGCGCGGGCUGCGCGAUACCGCCAGCUCCGGCGGCACCAUGCGCUAUCGCGGCGUCCGACGCCGCCCCUGGGGCCGCUACGCUGCCGAGAUCCGCGACCCGCAGUCGAAGGAACGGCGUUGGCUUGGCACCUUCGACACGGCGGAGGAGGCCGCCUUCGCAUACGACUGCGCCGCCCGCGCCAUGCGCGGCGCCAAGGCCCGCACCAACUUCUUAUACCCCGACGCCGCCGACCCUAACCACCACCACCUCUUCCAACCCUACAACAUCAACCCCAAACACUGCCAUGUCACCAGGUUCGUCCCGAACCAAAAUUUAAACGCUGACUUCUCCGCAAAUUCCCACAACAACAACAAUAACAACGUUUCUUCUUCUCUUAACAUGGUUCUCUUUCGUGACUUUCUCAACUCUUCUUCUCACCACUUUCAUAAUAAUAAUAAUAAGUCUUCUAGUUGUUAUGUAAACUCUUCAUCUUCUUCUUCUGCUGCAAAUAACUGUCUCCAAGGUUGUUGCUUUACCAACCCUAAUCUUGGAAUGGAAGUUGCUGAAGCUAUUAAUGAAGAAUCUGACUUUUUCCCAAUAGAGUCUUCGGAUUCUGGGUUGUUGGAGGAGAUUGUCCACAAGUUCUUGCCAAAAUCGAAGCCCAAGAAAGAAACUUUGUCUGUUCCUGAGUCACGUCCUCCUCAACAGAAAUUUGAACUCAAGAAUGUUUCUGCUGCAAGGGGUUGUGCUGAUACUAGGACUAGGGUUCCGAAGGUUGAAGCUUUUGGUGCCCCUUAUGAUUCUUCUACCAUGCAGCACCAAUUUGAAGCCAUUCAUCAUGGCUUCAACACCAUGCAGGGCGUGUCUGUGGAGAGAAACAACCAGUUUUUGAUGAACCAUGUUGCUGCAGGAUGCUCCAACCUGGAAGAUUUUCUUCAGUAUCCAGAGAUUUUUAAUUCCCUUGUAGCAAGGAUGCAAAAUGCUUAGCCUUUGUUAAAUUAUGUCUUAUGGGUAGUUUAAUUAGUUAACUAGCUAUAGGAAGAAAAAA